GCCUCCUCCGCGGCGGGCCUCCCUCGCAGCUGCGCGGCCGCCGACACCGAGGAGGCGCGAGCCAUGGAGGGCAACCGCGACGAGGCGGAGAAAUGCGUGCAGAUCGCUCGCGAGGCCCUGAGCGCCGGCAACCGCGACAAGGCCCAGCGCUUCCUGCAGAAGGCCGAGAAGCUGUACCCGCUGCCGGCCGCGCGCGCAUUAUUGGAAAUAAUUAUGAAAAAUGGAAGCACCGCUGGAAACAGCACACAUUGCCGAAAACCUCCAGGGAGUGGGGACCAGAGCAAGCCUACCUGCACAAAGGACGGCACCCCCAGUAGUGGCGAAGGAGGAAAAGUCUACACCAAAGACCAAGUAGACGGAGUUCUCAGCAUAAACAAAUGUAAAAAUUAUUAUGAAGUUCUGGGAGUUACAAAAGAUGCUGGUGAUGAAGAUUUGAAAAAAGCUUAUAGGAAGCUUGCUUUGAAGUUUCAUCCUGACAAAAACCACGCUCCUGGAGCCACGGAUGCUUUUAAAAAGAUUGGAAAUGCUUAUGCAGUUUUAAGCAAUCCAGAGAAACGAAAACAGUAUGACCUCACGGGCAGCGAAGACCAAGCUUGUAAUCACCAAAACAACGGCAGGUUCAAUUUCCACCGAGGCUGUGAAGCCGACAUAACUCCGGAGGACCUGUUCAAUAUCUUUUUUGGAGGUGGAUUUCCUUCAGGUAGUGUACACUCAUUUUCAAAUGGCCGGGCUGCUUACAGCCACCAACAUCAACACCGACACAGUGGCCACGAAAGAGAAGAAGAAAGAGCAGAUGGAGGGUUCUCUGUGUUCAUCCAGCUGAUGCCCAUUAUUGUGCUGAUCCUAGUGUCGUUGUUAAGCCAGUUGAUGGUCUCCAAUCCUCCUUAUUCCUUAUAUCCGAGAUCUGGAUCAGGACAAACUAUUAAAAUGCAGACAGAAAACUUGGGUGUUGUUUAUUACGUCAAUAAGGACUUUAAAAGUGAAUACAAAGGAGCACUAUUACAAAAGGUAGAAAAGAGCGUGGAGGAAGAUUAUGUGACGAAUAUUCGAAAUAACUGUUGGAAAGAAAGACAGCAGAAAACAGAUAUGCAGUAUGCUGCUAAAGUGUACCGUGAUGAGCGGCUGCGGAGGAAGGCGGAUGCUCUAAGCAUGGACAACUGCAAAGAGUUGGAGCGGCUGACCAGUCUCUACAAGGGGGGAUAAGCCGGAAGUCCCGCCUGCUCCUUCCCAUGUACUCUGUCUUUUCUGUACAUUUCAUUUUGCCAUGAAGCCGAAGAAGACUUGAUUACAGACUAAGCUGAGGAGUUGAUGGCCUACUGGCACAUUCAGUAGUAAGAGCGGAUAACUGAAUACUUUAGUAUGCUUCUGCACUUACUUUCCCUCUGAAAUCUCACAUGAUUCCUUACGAUGUCUGGAGAGGAUUAUCAUACCUGUAGCAAUUGCCAGUUUUAGUGAUUCUCCAUUAUUCCUUUGCCAUGUAAAUAAUUUUAGAAUCAUUUUGUGUAUAUAUGAAUGCUUGCCUUUUAUUUAAAUUAUUUUAGCGUUUAGCUCCAUGAGGCGCUCCGUUUAGGCUGAUGGAAUGAAUGUUUAUGACACAGUACCAUUUUCCAUUAGGUAUUUGGGUGUGUGGAGUUUAAACAAUGAAAUUUUUUCAAAAAGAAAAGACAAAACUUUAUGUAAAAGCUUAUAACAGUGUAGAAGGAAUUGACAUUUUUAAUAUUGUUCUUAUAUUCCAGAAUAUGUAAUGAGAUAAAUGAACUGGUAUAUACUAUCAGUAUGCUCUUUAGUUUUAUGAAUUGCUAAGCCAUACAUAGGAACAAAAUGCUAUAAGAUAGAUUUUAAAGAAAAUAUGAUGACAAAUUUUAUGCUAAAUGAGUUUUCAGUGGUAAGUUGCAGUUAUGCCAUUCACAAUUCUGGUAAUUAAAAGUUAGCCCCAAAUGUUCAUUUAUGUAUCUUUCAAGGCUACUGAAGCUUAUGAAGCAAAAGAUGAACUUUCUUCCCAUGGAAAUUCAAUCUCAUGGAUAUAACUGAAGCAGGACCCCCAAAGCAAAUGGAUUCUUCUACAAAUAUAUAAUAAGAACAAAAUGACCACUAACACCCAGCUAUGUGCCUUUCCAACUGCCGCUGACUUACUGGACAGAGCACGAUCUCUUGGGCCACACGUGGCCCUGAGCAGAGGUAGAGCAGCAGCUGGAGCUGUGAUUGACAACAAGACCUCAUCUGAGCAUUCUGAGCUGAGCUCACUUGCCCCAGGCAACUCAUCAGAUCUUUAGACUCAGCUUCUUGUAACUCAAUCUGUAAUACACGGUGGGAAACACAUCUGGGACUUGAAGGUUUGGUGCUUUCUGGGUUUGAAAUGAUUUGUGGUCUUCUAUGUUUAACGAUAGUGAUGGCUUCAUGGUUUCGCUUCAUACAGUUAAGGAAUUACAAACACAGUUUUGGUAGUUUGUUGUCCUGACCCAUCCCCCCCUCCACAAUCCCUUGCUCAAGAACGAGCAUGUUAGGUAGAGAGACUUCGUGGUUUUGCUUACAGAUUCUUUUCUAAAUAUUGCUGUUUUGUCAUCUCUUGGCUUGUCUUGAAAACAGUCUCUUGUGUUCUGUUGUCAGAGUCUCCAGUAGAAAGACCUGAUUGUAAUUACACACAUGGUUUUAGGUGUCUGGACAGCCCCACCAUGCCUAGAAAUGGGACCUGUAACAAGAGGAGUGCCACAAGGAAAAGGUUCCUCCUGAAGUUCUCACACCAUACAUUUACUAUAAAACUAUUAAAGCACUGCAUGUCUAGUCAUCCUUCGUAAGAACCUUUUCUUCACCGUCAUCCAUAUUUCUGUCACUCUCUAAAGUAGAAUCUUGACUUUUCUAGCUUCUGAGGAACACCUUCAAAGGACCAUGUACCACAGUGGCUGCCUUUACCU
Messenger RNA from Microtus ochrogaster (prairie vole), 2912 nucleotides. RefSeq names its product DnaJ heat shock protein family (Hsp40) member B14 (gene Dnajb14). Gene Ontology annotation, cellular component: endoplasmic reticulum membrane. Gene Ontology annotation, molecular function: Hsp70 protein binding. Lineage: Eukaryota; Metazoa; Chordata; Mammalia; Rodentia; Cricetidae. Gene Ontology annotation, biological process: cellular response to misfolded protein. The record is from RefSeq and is a predicted model, not a curated record.